This is a messenger RNA of Cicer arietinum (chickpea), 2310 nucleotides long. RefSeq names its product E3 ubiquitin-protein ligase XB3-like. Lineage: Eukaryota; Viridiplantae; Streptophyta; Magnoliopsida; Fabales; Fabaceae. The record is from RefSeq and is a predicted model, not a curated record. Gene Ontology annotation, molecular function: protein binding.
GAUGUCAUGUUAAGUGUGAACAAACAAACGUCGUUAAAGGUUUCAUUUUAUUCACCAUUGAACAAGCAGUUUCGGUCAGGCUGCCCGAAAUCGCGGUGGGCAGGUUCAAACUCCAACGCUCACGCUCCAAUCCAAUACUUAACCGUCUCUUUACUUCCUCAAUCACACCAACUAACUUACCAAACAGCCGUGAAAGGCGGCGCGUGAGGAAGUUUCCGGCCACCUCUCUUUCACGUUCUGUUGGUUGAGAGGAAAUGGGUCAGAAUCAAUCAAGUUGUGUGGUGAAGAAGAAAGAGAAUAGUGUGUUUUCUUCUGCUGUUGCUAAUGGUGAGUUGGAGAUAGUUGAAGCUAUGGUUUAUCAAGAUGUUGGUGUUUUGGAGAAUUCUGUUGGUCGUGCUAGGUUGUCUCCGCUUCAUUUAGCAGCUGCCAAUGGUCGGAUCGAGGUGCUUUCCAUGUUAUUGGACCGGAAUGUCAAAGUUGAUGUCUUGAAUCGCCAUAAACAGACACCAUUAAUGUUGGCUGUGAUGCAUGGAAAGACUGGUUGCAUGGAAAAACUUAUUCAAGCUGGAGCUAAUAUAUUGAUGUUUGAUACCAUUCGUCGAAGAACCUGCUUGCACUAUGCUGCUUAUUAUGGCCAUGUAGAUUGCCUAAAGGCUAUUCUUUCAGCUGCUCAUUCCACACCUGUUGCAGAUUCUUGGGGAUUUUCUAGAUUUGUGAAUAUAAGAGAUGGAAACGGUGCUACACCACUCCACCUUGCUGCUCGUCAUAGACGGCUUGAAUGUCUUCAUUCCCUUUUAGACAACGGGGCUCUUGUUUGCGCUUCAACCGGUGGAUACGGAUUCCCUGGGAGCACACCGCUACAUAUGGCUGCCCGUGGUGGUUCUGUUGACUGUGUCCGGAUGUUGCUUGCUUGGGGAGCAGAUAGGCUUCAAUUAGAUUCUUCCGGGAGAAUACCAUUCACAGUUGCUCUGAAGCACAAGCAUAGAGCAUGUGCUGCCCUGCUUGAUCCUUCAUCGGCUGCACCGCUUGUUUGGCCAUCGCCGCUAAAGUUUAUCGGCGAGCUCAAUCAGGAAGCCAAGGCCUUACUGGAGAAUGCGUUACUAGAAGCUAAUAGGGAGAGAGAAAAGACCCUACUAAAGAAGACUGACACACCUCGAUCUCCUCUACAUUCUGAUAGCAAAUAUGAUGAUAUUGUCUCAGAUUCUGAGGAAAGCAAUAUGGAAUUAUGCUGUAUAUGCUUUGACCAAGUCUGCACAAUUGAGGUUAGACCUUGUGGUCAUCAAAUGUGUGCUCAUUGUACCCUCGCGCUAUGCUGUCUCAAGAAGCCUGAUCCUGCAACCGGUUGCACCACUGGACCAUUUUGUCCAUUUUGCCGAGGUGCCAUUCUUCAGUUAAUCGUUGCCAAGAUCAAGACUAGUAGUGAUACAGAAGAAGUGGAAUCCAGUCCAACAACAAAACCGAAGAAGUCAAGAAGAUCAAAUUUCAGCGAAGGGAGCAGCAGCUUCAAGAGUUUAUCAGCCAUGGGCUCGUUUGGAAGGAUUGCUGGCCGCAAUUCAGGAAAGAUUGACACUGAAAAGCAAUGAGGGAUUUGUUAAGUCUUGAUGAUUUCUGUUGGUGGUUUCUUUGACAUAUGAAUGGUGAUUUUACACGUGCUGUGGAAUAUCUACCUAUAGUAGCAUAUUAUUUGAGCUCAUUUUUUCCAUUGUCCGAAGGAUUGUUAAGAUCAUGCAAGACAAUAGAUGAAAUAGAUUCUUAUAUGGUCAGUUUGAUUCUUUGUAAUCCGAUUAUCGGUUGAACUUUCGGCAUACAUUUUUAUUUUUAUUUCACGAAAUAUAUGAAGUGUAAGUAUGCAUGAGAUGAAGGUAUUUUUCCUUGGUGCUUGAGUAUGAUCAACAUAUACAGAUAUGUAGUCAACUCAGGGACAUGAGCUGUAUCCAUGCGUCUCUUGGAUGUAUUAUGGGUUUCGCGUCAUCCAAGCUGUGAGCGUCUUGACUUUAUUCAACUCAACGAUUCGGUGAUUUGUUUGGAUUCGUUCAUUCUCAACCUACUUUUCAGGCCAUGAUUCAUUUGCAACCCGGAACAUGUCAAUUUAUUCAACUGAAGAUUUUGUAUUUCAAAGUUAAGUGGUUAGUCUCUCUCAUUCUGUGUAUUCUCAAUCUUGUUUCUUAGUUAUUGCACAGGUUAUAACUGUGGCUGUGUAAUGAUAGGUAUAUAUUGUAAUUUGUAAAGCUUCAAAUAUAUUAUUUGGGGCAUUCAUUUAUCCCUUUGAGUUGGAAAAUGAGUUGGAAAAUAUAUUGUGUUUCAUAUUCA